Xenopus tropicalis (tropical clawed frog) is the source of this 1119-nucleotide messenger RNA. It is a transcript of the gene prelid1, whose product is annotated as PRELI domain containing 1. The record is from RefSeq and is marked provisional. NCBI's taxonomy places the organism in Eukaryota, Metazoa, Chordata, Amphibia, Anura, Pipidae. Gene Ontology annotation, cellular component: mitochondrial intermembrane space.
CGGUUCCCAAGCCCGGAAGCGUCAUGAUGUCCUACUGUACCCUCAUGGCGGCGCUGGGGAGAUGAGAGUGUCCGAAUGAGGCGCAGUUCCCCCUCAAAUGGAAAGACACUCUCUGGCAACAAGCUGGCUACAGACGGUUCCUGCCAGGAUACCUCCACACCCCCCCUUCACUGCCGGCCUCUGAUGGUUCCAGCAGCCUGCCCUGUUUGACACAGUGAUUCCUACUGUGACUGGGAACAAUGGUGAAGUAUUUCUCAGGAUUUAAUAUCCUGAAGAACUCAUGGGACCAAGUAUCUGCUGCUUUUUGGCAGCGCUAUCCAAACCCUUACAGCAAACAUGUUUUAUCUGAAGACAUUCUAUACCGUGAGGUAACACCUGACCACAAGCUGCUGACCAGGAGACUUUUAACCAAGACCAAUCGAUUGCCGCGAUGGGCAGAGCGCAUUUUCCCAGCCAAUGUGGCCCACGCUGUGUAUGUCGUAGAAGAUUCCAUCAUAGAUCCUUUUAGCAAAACCAUGACCACAUAUACAUGGAACAUCAAUCAUGCCUCGAUCAUGUCUGUGGAGGAGCGCUGUGUAUACUGUGAAAAUUCUGAGAACAGUAACUGGACCGAGAUCAAGCGUGAAGCAUGGGUGUCCUCCAAAGUGUUUGGUUUGACCAGGGCUAUUCAGGAGUUUGGUCUCGCUCGUUUUAAAAGUAAUGUGACCAAGGCAAUGAAGGGCUUUGAAUUUAUUCUGGGAAAAAUGCAAGGUGAUGUGCCUCAUAGGACCCUUGUUGAAACAGCAAAAGAAGCAACAGAAAAGGCAAAGGAGACUGCACUGGCAGCAAAGGAGAAAGCCAAAGACUUGGCCAGCAAGGCAGCUACAACAAAGAAGCAGCAAUAUGUUUAAGGGUUUGUUGGCCAAGACCAUGGGCCACUCAGUUUCAGGCACCAGAAGCUGGCAAUACUGCUGGGUUCAUCUAUCACCUGAACCAAUGUCCAUCAAACUAGCAUCUUUUGAAAUCAUAUUUCUUUCCUCUAGUUCCUUUCAAAUCCAGAAAAAAAAAAAAUCUGAAAUGUGAAUACAAUGAAUCACAAAUUACUCUUUUCUAUGCUUUAAGUUAUGAUUAAAUAAUUAU